UAUCGGGGCUCCUGUCCGACACGGCAGCUGCUAGCUGGUUAGCAAACUUUGAAACAAAGUUACUCUUUACAGUAAAACUAAUUAAAACACAUAAUAAACAGCGUGACGGUGCUAAGAGGAGAGCAACAUGCCUGCGGUCUCUAAAGGAGACGGGAUGCGUGGCCUGGCCGUGUUCAUCUCUGACAUCAGGAACUGUAAAAGUAAAGAGGCGGAGAUUAAGCGGAUAAACAAAGAACUGGCCAAUAUCCGCUCCAAAUUUAAAGGAGACAAGGCUCUUGACGGUUACAGUAAAAAAAAGUAUGUCUGCAAGCUGCUCUUCAUCUUCCUUCUGGGCCAUGAUAUCGACUUUGGACACAUGGAGGCUGUCAACUUGCUCAGCUCCAACAAGUACACAGAGAAACAAAUAGGUUACUUGUUCAUCUCAGUGCUGGUGAACUCUAACAGCGAUCUGAUCCGUCUGAUCAACAACGGCAUUAAGAACGACCUGGCCAGCCGCAACCCGACCUUCAUGAACCUGGCCCUGCACUGCAUUGCUAAUGUGGGCAGCAGAGAAAUGGCUGAAGCUUUUGCUUCUCAAAUCCCCAGCAUCUUGGUGGCAGGGGACACGAUGGACAGCGUGAAGCAGAGUGCAGCUCUGUGUCUGCUCCGGCUCAACAGGACGUCUCCGGACCUGGUGCCCAUGGGGGAAUGGACCGCACGAGUGGUCCAUCUGUUGAAUGAUCAGCACCUGGGAGUGGUGACAGCAGCUGCCAGCCUGAUCACCACUCUGGCCCAGAAGAGUCCUGAAGACUUCAAAACCUCCAUCUCACUGGCGAUCGCCAGGCUCAGCAGGAUCGUGACUUCAGCAUCCAUUGACCUACAGGACUAUACAUACUACUUUGUUGCUGCACCAUGGUUGUCGGUCAAAUUGCUGCGUCUGCUUCAGUGCUACCCUCCACCAGAGGAUGCAGCGCUGCGAAGCCGUCUGACAGAGUGUCUGGAGACCAUCCUCAACAAAGCCCAGGAGCCCCCCAAGUCCAAGAAGGUCCAGCACUCCAAUGCAAAGAAUGCGGUUCUGUUUGAAGCCAUCUCCCUCAUCAUCCACCAUGACAGUGAGCCCACCCUAUUGGUACGAGCCAGCAACCAGCUGGGCCAGUUCCUGCAGCACAGAGAAACCAACCUCCGCUAUUUGGCUUUGGAGAGCAUGUGCACACUGGCCAGCUCUGAGUUUUCUCACGAGGCUGUGAAGACGCACAUAGAUACUGUGAUCAACGCUCUGAAGACGGAGCGAGAUGUGAGUGUUCGCCAGCGGGCUGUGGAUCUUCUUUACGCCAUGUGUGACCGCAGCAACGCCAAGCAGAUCGUGGCGGAGAUGUUGGGCUACCUGGAGAACGCCGACUACUCCAUCAGAGAGGAGAUAGUGCUCAAAGUGGCCAUCCUGGCAGAAAAAUAUGCGGUGGACUACACCUGGUACGUAGAUACCAUCCUCAACCUCAUCCGCAUCGCUGGUGACUACGUCAGCGAGGAGGUGUGGUACCGUGUCAUCCAGAUUGUCAUAAACCAAGAUGACGUCCAAGGAUAUGCAGCCAAGACCGUCUUUGAGGCGUUGCAGGCUCCCGCCUGCCAUGAGAACCUGGUGAAGGUGGGCGGUUACAUCCUGGGAGAGUUUGGCAACCUUAUUGCUGGCGACUCACGCUCCAGCCCUCUGGUCCAGUUUAACCUUCUCCACUCCAAGUUCCACCUGUGCUCUGUGCCGACCCGGGCACUGUUGCUGUCUGCAUACAUCAAGUUCAUUAACUUGUUUCCAGAAGUGAAGCCCACGAUUCAAGACGUCCUGCGCUCAGACAGCCAGCUUCGCAAUGCUGAUGUUGAGCUUCAGCAGAGAGCCAUCGAGUACCUGAGGCUCAGCUGCAUCGCCAGCACCGACAUACUGGCCACAGUCUUAGAAGAGAUGCCUCCAUUCCCAGAGAGAGAGUCUUCAAUUCUGGCCAAGCUGAAGCGGAAGAAGGGCCCCGGCAACCUGCCCGACAUCGACGACGCCCGCUGGAACGUAAACGGCAGCACGGAGCACAGCGAAAACACUGAAGUUACAAACAAGUCUUCUCCUUCUCUGGUGGCAGACCUCCUCCCUACCAACAGACCUCGCCCUGCCUCCUCUAGUCCCACCAUGCUCUCUGCUGUUACCAUGGGCUCCAGCCACCCCUUCACAGACCUGCUCAAUCUAAACUCCGCCCCUUCUGCAGGAGCCAGUCUGCUGGUUGACGUCUUGUCUGAAAGCCCUGCUCCUGCUCCUGCAUCCGUAGAGGUGUCUGAGGAUAACUUUUCCAGGUUUGUUUGUAAGAACAAUGGGGUUCUCUUUGAGAACCAGCUGAUGCAGAUUGGACUAAAGUCUGAAUACAGGCAGAACCUCGGUCGUAUGUACGUGUUCUAUGGCAACAAGACGUCUACCCAGUUCCUCAGCUUCACAACAUCAGUGGCCAGUAGUGACACACUCAAGAGUCAGCUGAAUGUCCACCCGAAGGCAGUAGACCCCACAGUAGAAGGUGGAGCUCAGCUCCAGCAAAUCCUCAACAUUGAGUGUGUGUCAGAUUUUAUAGAUGCUCCGGUACUCAACAUCCAGUUCAGAUACGGGGGAAGUGUUCAGAACUUUGCAGUGAAACUCCCUGUGAUGCUGAACAAGUUUUUCCAGCCUACAGAGAUGACAUCCCAAGACUUCUUCCAACGCUGGAAACAGCUCGGACUUCCUCAGCAAGAGGUUCAGAAGAUCUUCAAAGCUCAACACUCCAUGGACAAAGAUGUUACCAAUGCUAAGAUCUUAGGUUUCGGUGUAGCUCUUCUGGAUGGCGUGGAUCCCAAUCCUGCAAACUUUGUUGGGGCUGGAGUCAUUCACACUAAGAGCACUCAGGUGGGCUGCCUCCUCAGACUGGAGCCAAACACACAAGCACAGAUGUACCGUCUCACCCUCCGGACCAGCAGGGAGUCUGUGUCUCAGAGACUGUGUGAUCUGCUCUCUGAACAGUUUUAGACUCGACAAACACCAGCAUUUCUACACCGUUACUCUCCCAGUCUCACUUUAGAUAGGAAUUGAUGUUUUGUACAGUGUAAAUUGUUUUUUUAUUUUACUUACUACACAUGUAAAUGAAGUGAAAUGUAUUUUUUUCGCACAUAGCCUUACUAAUAUAUCACUGCUUUGAACCUGCCUUGUACUGUGUGUGUGUGUGUGUGUGUGCACUCUCACUGAGCACCUUAGCCGACACGUUGCAGACGGUGCAAAAAGCUCUGAAUGCUUCUUCUGCAGCUCCAGACUUCUGAACACUUUUGGAAAUGUGUGUUUUUGCUGCUCUGGUACUGCCUUUCUUAUUCAAACAUUUUGAAGAGUUGUUUAGGAGUCUCUCAAAAUCUAAACCAAUGAUCUCAACAACGAAUUCAGUAGUUCUGCUCGUGUUUCUAUGAGAGAUGUAUUCUUGUAGUUUUUCAUACAAACUUUGCACAGAACUGAGACGCUUUCCACUACUCGCUACUUUUGCACUUGUUCUGUAGAAAAGAAAAAAAAAUUCAUCACAUAAGUAGAUAAAUUUAGACCACAGAAUUUUUACUUAAAAAUUUCACCAAUUUUAAACAUCUGUCAUCUCAGGAGGAAAAGCAAAGCUUUGCAUUGUGAUAUUUUAAGUUAAUAAUACCCUUUGGAUGCAACAAGUUUUGCCCCAUGGUGGGAAUUUUUGAGCAACAUUGUGUAUAAAGUUUACACACAGGCAAAGAAAAUCAAUGUAGAACACUAGACAGUAGAGCCCGACUGAUACUGGAUUUCCGGGGCCGAUGUUGAUAAAACUGAAGAAAAAAUUCCGAUAUCAAUAUAUGGACUGUUACACUCCCCUUUAUGUUAUGGCAUAUAGGCAGAAUGGUUUAAGUAGUUAGUUAAAUUUGCUGUUUUAUGUUCUAAAAUGCAAAUGUUUUUUUUCUUGAUGCCAGUUGUAUUUUGCUACAUUGUCCCGUGUUGAAUGAUGGAGUUGACCUCGCUGAAAGCAGCUUUUUGUUUCAUUCUGAGCUGUUUCCCCCAUCGUUUUUAUAUUGGUGCAACAUUAUAUCGGACAACAUUUGUUGAUUUGUUGAACUGAUGUCGGGCUCUACUAGGCAGCAGAUGGAUAUCAGUUACUGAUAGUUAUAAAAUGUGUUGUCUGGUUUAGUUUCCUACUUACACAGUUGUGCCUGUGAACCUUUAUUACUCUGUCACACAACAGAACGAGCCUUCAAACAGACUAAAAGAGUAAUAGAAGUCUAAGCCACUGCCACACUGUCACACUACUUUCACCUAAAUGCAUUUACUCACAGAACACUGCCUACUGGUAAUAUAUCUAUAUUUCAAUAACAUGAUGUAUUUCUUUAUUUUCAAAUUAUUAUUCUUGAUGGCAUAUUUGAUGCUUUGUAUAAAGACCAGCUCUGUCCAAAGGUGAAACAUCUUCCUACCACCACCAGUAAAGCAGUGUACAAACGACAAGCUGCAGAUUUAAUAUGUGACAGCAAGACUCUGAAGUCAUUGUGCCCGGCAAGUAGAAAUAUUCAUAACCCCCAUAAAACAGCAUCUUGUCAUUUUUACACUGCUGUACACUGUCAAUCUGAGUAUUUCAAUCCACAGCUUUACAACUAACUAUGCAACCAGAACCAAAGGCAAAUGUGCAACAUUUUUCUAACAAGCCAAUCAGUGAGUAAAGUUAUAUUCAAAGGGACAGUAUGAGGAAAAUACAUUUGUUAAUCAUUAAACCCAGAAUACAAGUCUAAACCUGAAUUAAUAUAAUGCAUCCCCUUUUAAACGAACAACAUUUUGUGCUGCUGGUGGAUGUUUUCACCUGCGGACCGAGCUCGGCUGUCUUCAUGCUGAACUCUGCUACCUGUAGCUUCAUCUUUAUCUGACGGAUAUAAGAGUGAUAUUGAUCCUCUUAAAGUGAAUAAGAGUAUGUACCAAAAUGUCAACUAUUCUUUAAAGUGACUUAAAGUUUUUUCCAGAAAUGGUAAUGCAAAUUUGUUUUUAAAAAAGAAUGUAAGAAUAAAUGUUUAGAUUGUGUUAAAAGGUUUGGCCGAUUCAUGAAUACGGGUUCUUUAAUCUGGACCAGAGAUGGUUUAACAACUAUUUAUGUCCUUUUGGGGGAUACAAGGUUUCACAUAUUUAGACAUGUGGAUUUGGUUCUUCUGGAAGUUGUGAGAUGAUGUGUUUACUUCUGUCAGGUCCA
Messenger RNA from Centropristis striata (black sea bass), 5204 nucleotides. RefSeq names its product AP-2 complex subunit alpha-2-like. Gene Ontology annotation, molecular function: clathrin-cargo adaptor activity. The coding region runs from base 128 to 3004 and encodes 958 amino acids. The transcript is spliced from 23 exons. Gene Ontology annotation, biological process: clathrin-dependent endocytosis; intracellular protein transport. NCBI's taxonomy places the organism in Eukaryota, Metazoa, Chordata, Actinopteri, Perciformes, Serranidae. The record is from RefSeq and is a predicted model, not a curated record. Gene Ontology annotation, cellular component: membrane coat; AP-2 adaptor complex.